Messenger RNA from Candida dubliniensis CD36, 732 nucleotides. RefSeq lists its product as uncharacterized. The coding region runs from base 1 to 732 and encodes 243 amino acids. The transcript has a single exon. Gene Ontology annotation, molecular function: hydrolase activity. The record is from RefSeq and is a predicted model, not a curated record. Lineage: Eukaryota; Fungi; Ascomycota; Pichiomycetes; Serinales; Debaryomycetaceae.
AUGGCUUCCAAUCCACCAGGUGCUUGCUGCACUCAAACCAAUUUCCACGAAGGUACCCCAUUGGGAGCCCACAAAGAAAUCUUUGGUUUAGAUACUUAUACUGUCGGAGAGUCUUCCAAAGUUGUAGUUAUCUUAACUGACAUUUAUGGCCACAAAUACAACAAUGUUUUAUUAGUUGCUGAUGCUAUUUCUAAGGAAGGUUAUAAAGUUUUGAUUCCUGAUAUUUUAAAGGGUGAACCGGUUGUUUCGUUUGACGAGUUGCAAGCUUGGUUGCCUAGACAUACACCUGAAAUCACCGCUCCAAUUGUUAACGGUUUCUUGAAAAAAGUCAAAGAAGAAUUGAAACCAACAUUCUUGGGUAGUAUUGGUUAUUGUUACGGUGCAAAAUACGUUAUUCAGAAUUUAUCUUCAUCCGGAUUUUUGGAUGCUGGAGCAGUUGCACAUCCAUCAUUCGUCUCAAUUGAAGAAGUCAAACAAAUCAAACGUCCGCUUAUUAUUUCUGCUGCAGAAACUGAUUCAAUUUUCCCAGCUGAAUUGAGACAUCAAACCGAAGAUGAAUUGGCUAAAUUAGAAGGCGUCAGAUAUCAGGUUGAUUUAUUCAGUGGUGUUACACAUGGAUUCGCUGUUAGAGGUGACAUCAAAAACCCAAUUGUCAAGUACGCCAAAGAGAAAGCUUUGCUUGAUCAAUUGACUUUCUUCGAUAGUGUUCAAGUCUUGAAAUCUUAUUUGUAA